AUGAAGUUCACCAGUUUGCUUUUGCUCCCGUUGUUGCGUAUCGCCGCGGGCCAACUUAUCGGCCCCGUCGGUCCAACAACCGACCUCCAAGAUAAAACAUAUGAAUGCAACAUUCUUGAUUAUGGCGCUGUAGCUGAUAACAAGACUGACAUCUCUACUGCGCUGGAGACGGCUUUCUCAGACUGCGUUCGCAAACAUCCGGGUAGCCGACUCAUUGUCCCCGAAGGCGAGUAUCUCAUCGAGCGAGGUGUCACUCUCCUCAAUGGUACCAAUUGGGCAUUCCAGUUGGAUGGACUGAUCACAGCUGCAUAUGGCGGCGACUGGGAUAUUGCACGUGAGUUGCUACUCCAAGGGUUUGCAGGCACAGAGAUCAUCAAUGCCACUAUCAAUGGGGAGGGUGAUAAUAAAUUCUUAUUAGAUGUGCUCGUCAUCGUCAAUGCUGUCGAUUUCGAGUUCUAUUCUUCCAAUGGCAAAGGUGCCUUCCAAGGACAGGGUUAUCUCUACCGAAACCUUGGAAACACGGGUCGCCCGCGCCUGGUGCGUUUGAUCUCUCCGACCAACGCCUCCGUCCAUGACUUGAUUCUUGUCGACAGCCCCAAGUUCCACAUUAUCUUGGACUUUGCCAUCAACGUUGAAGCCUACCAUUUGACCAUCCGAGGAGCAAACCUGGGUAGUUAUGAUGGUAUCGAUGCCAUUGGUUCCAACUAUUGGAUCCAUGACAAUGAGGUUACCAACCGUGACGAGUGUGUUUCGGUGAAGAGUCCUUCUCACCAUGCCUUGGUUGAGAACCUGGUGUGCAACCAAGCAGGCUCUGGUAUCUCCAUUGGCAGCCUGAAUGCGUCUGCCGAAAUCUCAAACAUCCAUGCGCGCAAUAUUAACAUUAUCCAAGGUAACAACAUUGCUUUCAUCAAGACAUACCCUGGUGGAUCCGGCUACGUUACAAACAUCACUUUUGAGAAUUUCCGCUCUCUGGGAAGUCUUUAUGGCUUGGAUAUUAACCAGUACUGGCAAAAUACCUUUGAGCCCGACACUGGUGCUGUUGCAUUGAGCAACCUGGUUUUCCGAAAUUUCUCUGGCUCUGUUGCCGAUGGAACAAAACGCCCUCCCCUCUACCUCGUUGCGAAUGAUCUCACAUUUGCUACCAAUGUCACUGUUGAGGAUUUCUCAGUUUGGACAGAAUCGGGUACUAAGGUUGUAAACAAGAUCAGCAACAUCUUUGGCACUGGAGACGACAGCUACGGGGCAAGCAAUGGUAUCAAGUCUCUCGGCGCGGGAGAAUCACCCUCGCCUUAUUCCAGCACCUACACCAUUACCGCCACCCCGACUGGCUGGAAGGCCCCCGCGACUCCUACUUGGGCUGUGCCCAGUACGGGUUAUGGAACUGCAUCUCCCAUUCCUGUCUACAGCCCUGCUCCUUUGUGGCGCCCAGGUGGUGUGGAUUACGAUUUGCACUACUGGGGAAGCUUCUAA
This is a messenger RNA of Penicillium expansum, 1470 nucleotides long. RefSeq names its product putative rhamnogalacturonase. Gene Ontology annotation, molecular function: polygalacturonase activity. NCBI's taxonomy places the organism in Eukaryota, Fungi, Ascomycota, Eurotiomycetes, Eurotiales, Aspergillaceae. Bases 1 to 1470 code for a protein of 489 amino acids. Gene Ontology annotation, biological process: carbohydrate metabolic process. The transcript is spliced from 7 exons. The record is from RefSeq and is a predicted model, not a curated record.